Messenger RNA from Stomoxys calcitrans (stable fly), 1675 nucleotides. RefSeq names its product transcription factor IIIA. Bases 62 to 1483 code for a protein of 473 amino acids. The record is from RefSeq and is a predicted model, not a curated record. Lineage: Eukaryota; Metazoa; Arthropoda; Insecta; Diptera; Muscidae. Gene Ontology annotation, cellular component: nucleus. The transcript has 2 exons. Gene Ontology annotation, biological process: regulation of transcription by RNA polymerase II.
UCGACUUAUAGAUAGAAUAGCGUGUUUUUUUUAACGAUUUUGUCUUAUUUUCUUGGAGAAAAUGCCUCCCGGUGGCCAUAUGACCUCAGAUAGUGACAUAGAAAGCGUCCUAUCUAUGCAGGUGGAAAAUUCAAAGCCCAGACGUAACAGCACCGGUGAGAAAUAUUUUUGUUCCGUUGAGGGUUGCAAGCAGAGCUUCAAGCGGCUGGAUCAUUUGGACAGGCAUGAAUAUAAACACACCGGUAUAAAAAAGCACGCCUGCCACUUUGAAGGAUGCGAAAAAAUCUAUUCAAUUCUUACUCAUUUAAAACGUCAUAUUCGGACAACGCACGAAAGGAAUAAAGAUGUGUCGAAUAAAACGGUACCUUGUGAAGUCGAUACAUGUGACAAGAUGUUUACAAGCCUCACCAACAUGCAUCGCCAUAUACGAGAAGUUCAUGAGAAUCCCAAGGUCUAUAAAUGCCAGUUUUGCGAAGAAAAAUUUAGUCAGAAACUAAAAAUGCGUCGCCAUGAAAUUAGUAAGCAUACCAAAACAUUUCCGCAUACUUGUGAAAAGUGUUCGAAAGGUUUCUAUCAGGAAUGGCAGUGGCGGAAGCACAUUGAAGCCUGCAAGGUUUAUCCUUGUUUGGUUUGUCACAAAAAAUUCGACAAAUGGACAUUAUUUUUAAAACACGGCAAGGAAUCUCAGCAUGGUAGCAAAUAUUAUAAAUGUGAAUUCUGUGAGAGUGCUUAUGUUAAGCCCAGUGAUCUGCAAAAACAUGUGGCAGCUAAACAUUUUUCGGAAGGUGACAAGUCGGGCGAAUACAAAUGUCCUCACGAAGAAUGUGGACGUUCUUAUGCAUAUGAGAGAAAUUUGAGGCAGCAUAUUACAACAGCACAUGAGGGAAAGAAAUAUGAGUGCACUGAAACUGAUUGCGAUAAAGAAUUUAGCUCUUUGCAAAAUCUACAAAAACAUAUAAAAAGAGAUCAUGCUCCGGGGGCAAGGAAGCCACCAAUAACCAAAAAGAAAGAUACCAAAACGUUGAAGCGUAAAAAACGAAAAGAUGCUGGAAUAUCAAAAGUUUCGAAUUUGGCCAAGCUAUCUGGUCUAGCAGUGGACCCUAUUACAAAUAAGAAAUUAAAGAAGAGGGAUGUGAAAACUUUAGAAAUAAUAGCUGAGCAAAUAUCUCAAGAGCAUCAAAUGGAAGAUACACUUUCUGAAUGCGAUAACUCCUUCAAUGAAGCAAAAGAAAAGGAAAAUGCUUUGGAGAAGAAUAACAGCAUUGGUAAGGACUUGAACCAUAGUAACACCUUGACGAAACUUAAUGAAAAAGAAAAUCAAAUAGUUGAAAAAGAGAAUAUUGAUAAGCCUUGUGAACAAGCUUCUAAUGUGGAGCAAAAUGAUUGUGUAACCCAAUUGACAAAUGAAACGAAAGUCAUAAACGAAGAUAAUAACCAGUUGGAGAAUUUGGUUGAAGCUGCUUUAAUGGAAGUCCUCUUUUGAGGAUAUAUAAGACGAUUAAUAUGUACAUAUAGGCCAUAUACUGGAGGUAAUUGCUUUACUAUUUAAGCUAUAAACAUCACUGUCAAUGCAACAGGUAAACCUAUUAUAAAUAUAGUAAUAUUCCAAGUACCUUAUUAAGUAAUGUUUUUGUCCAAUAAAAAAGGUUGGUCAUAUCAAACAUAUUAGAAAGUA